GUGUGCACACCUACAUAUGUGCAUGCAUGCCUGUGUGCCGCAUCCUACUGCUGCACCUGCGUGUGUAUGUAUGUAAGUACGGCGGUGUUCAUAUACGUCUGCAGUGAGCUACGUAGGACAAAGUGUAUGUCCACGAUUAUUCCACUGAGACAGGUGCUACACAUCAUCAUCCAAAUGUGGCUGCUGAUGUCGCUUCCCUCACUUCCCUCAUCCCACUACUCCGCCGGGGGUCUACCCCAUCCACCGCUCACCUACGUCCACACCCAGGCACUUGCCGCUACUCCGAGAAACCAGGUACACUUGAUCCGGGCUACAGCUCUGAAUGAUGCGCCACUGGCUGUUAAGGAACACGUUGCCCUCUCGGCCCGUCGGACCGUUCAAGCAGACAUACAAGAUGAUCUGCAUGUACAUAUACAAGCAAAUUCGUGA
Messenger RNA from Volvox carteri f. nagariensis, 429 nucleotides. RefSeq lists its product as uncharacterized. The transcript is spliced from 2 exons. The record is from RefSeq and is a predicted model, not a curated record. Lineage: Eukaryota; Viridiplantae; Chlorophyta; Chlorophyceae; Chlamydomonadales; Volvocaceae. The annotation marks the transcript as partial.